UACACCACACCCCAAUCCACUCAAAGAGAAGGGAAGCGUUUCUAAGAAGAGUUGUAGCAGAAAUCUUAAGAUAAGAGAAGAUGGUGGCAGGAAGUUUCAGUAUUGAGAUAGAGUCUCCAGUGGAGGCAAAAAGGCUGUGGAAAGCAACUGUGGACACCCACAACUUAUUGCCAAAGCAAGCACCAGGCCUCAUAUCGGGCAUCACACUUGUUCAAGGUGAUGGAGGAGUUGGCACCAUUCGACACGUUAAGUUCACUCCAGCCAACAAGGAUUUUAGCUCUGUGAAAGAGAAAGUGGACUUGAUUGAUGAGGCCAACUUGGCUUAUGGUUACAGCCUUGUGGAAGGAGGAAUGUUGGGGGAAAAAGUGGCGUCAGUCAGCCACAAGAUUAAAUACACCUCUAAACCAGGGGGUGGAUGCAAUACGACAUUUACCUGCAACUAUGAUACCCUCCCUGGUGUUCCCCAUAAUGAAGCCAAAAUUGAGGAGAUCAAGGUCAACUACACUGGUUUGUUCAAGCAGGCGGAGCAAUAUCUUAUUGCCAAUCCCACUUUAUACUGUUGAAAUCAUCACGAUCCCCCUCUUUCUCAAUGGCAGCAGUGCCACUUGCUCAAUAAAAACUUAUGUGUAUCGCACAGUGAUAAAAUUACCAGGAUUCCUCUCUUUCUCAAUAAAAAUAUGUCUUAGGGAAAUAGUAAAGUUCGUGGAACUUUCUCAAUGUUGGUUUAGAAUCUAGCUAUAGUUUGGCUCAACAAUAGUAGUCUCCUUCCAAUUAAUUAGAAAAAGAAAACAAUAUGUGUACUUGUUGUAAUAACGAGGCAGAGUCAAAAAGUGAUGCUUUCUUAAGUAUUCAGUUAUGGUCAUGUAAUUUUGAAAUAUAAAUAUAUAGUUUGUCUUAUGGUCUU
Messenger RNA from Cryptomeria japonica (Japanese cedar), 904 nucleotides. RefSeq names its product major allergen Pru ar 1. The record is from RefSeq and is a predicted model, not a curated record. Gene Ontology annotation, cellular component: cytoplasm; nucleus. The transcript is spliced from 2 exons. Gene Ontology annotation, molecular function: abscisic acid binding; protein phosphatase inhibitor activity; signaling receptor activity. The coding region runs from base 81 to 563 and encodes 160 amino acids. Lineage: Eukaryota; Viridiplantae; Streptophyta; Pinopsida; Cupressales; Cupressaceae. Gene Ontology annotation, biological process: defense response; abscisic acid-activated signaling pathway.